AUGGCGGCUCCCAGCGCCCUGCUGGCGCUACUAGCGCUCCUGGCGGCCGCGAGCCUCACCGCCGCUCGACUGGACGACAGCGCGCCGUCCCAGCCUCUGGCGCGGGAGCGGCGCCAAGGAGCGGCGGUGUCCUUCGUGCAGGCGGGCCGCAGGAGGCGUCCCGCCCCCUACAGGCCGCCCUCGCCGCCCCCGCCGCCGCCCGCCGCCUCCGACCGUUCGGGCCGUUUCCUGCCGCUGUUCACGGUGGUGCAGUUCGCCAACCAGGGCUGCGCCGCGGCCUCGGGAGACAACGGCACCUGCCUCACGGCGGCAGAGUGCGACAGUCGCGGCGGCACAGCCAGCGGCCCCUGCGCCGGCGGCUACGGCAUCUGCUGCGUGUUCCUGGCGACCUGCGGACAGAUGACCAGCCAGAACUGCACCUACUUCGUGAACAGGGGCUUCCCCUCGCCCCAGACCGCCACCGGCUCCUGCCAGCUCACCAUCAACAAGGCGCACCCCGACAUCUGCCAGUACAGGCUGGACUUUGACCAGUUCGUGGUAGCCGGACCCGAGGCGGUGAACCACGUGUGCAGCAGCGACCAGUUCAUCGUGUCUGGCGGCGGCCGCGCGCCCGCCAUCUGCGGCACCAACACGGGCAACCACAUGUACGUGGACGCGGGAGCCGGCCCCAGCAACCCCGUGACCUUGACGAUGGUCACCAGCGGACCCUCGCUGGCGCGCACCUGGAAGAUCAAGGUCUGCCAGAUUCCCUGCAGCGCGCUGUACCGCGCUGACGACGGCUGCACGCAGUUCUUCACGGGCGUGUCGGGCCAGAUCAAGUCCUACAACUACGACCCGGGGGCGGGGCUGCAGCUGUCCAACCAGGACUACUCCUCCUGCGUCAGGGCGGAGAGGAACUUCUGCGGCAUCCAGUACUCGUCCUGUCCGGACCCCGUGAACAACCGCACGCAGGCCUUCACGCUGACGGGCAACACGCGCCAGGGCCCAGUGGCGGCCAGUGUGGGCACGCUGGGGCCCAACUCGUGCACCUCGGACUGGCUCAUCAUCCCCUGCGCCUCUAACGUGGGCCGCGUGCAGCCUGCGGGCUCCAGCACGUGUGUGGACCGGCUGUGUGGCGGCACCUUCAACACCGAGGCGGGCAGCCUCACGCCCUCGGCCGUCGUCAGCACGGUGAGGCCGUUCCGCCUGGUGUACCACACCAACAGCGUGGAGGCGCCCGCCGACGUGGGCAACCGCGGCUUCUGCCUCAACUACGUGCAGCAACCCUGCAGCAACAACCUCGCGUGA
Bacillus rossius redtenbacheri is the source of this 1287-nucleotide messenger RNA. RefSeq lists its product as uncharacterized. The record is from RefSeq and is a predicted model, not a curated record. NCBI's taxonomy places the organism in Eukaryota, Metazoa, Arthropoda, Insecta, Phasmatodea, Bacillidae. The coding region runs from base 1 to 1287 and encodes 428 amino acids. The transcript has 9 exons.